AUGGAAAAUCAAACUGUGAUAACAGAGUUUAUUCUCUUAGGACUUUCCAAUGAUCCACAAGUGCAGUUGCUGUUCUUCUUUGUGUUUCUAAUAAUAUACACUGCCACAUUAUUAGGAAACUCAAUGAUUAUGUUGAUAAUCAGGACAGAGCCUAGCUUUCACACCCCUAUGUUUUUCUUUCUCAAAAAUCUGGCCUUGGUUGAUAUCUGUUACUCAUCUGUCACAGUCCCAAAGAUGCUAGAAAAUUUUGUAGGAAGGUCAAAAUCCAUGCCUGUAGUGGGAUGUACUGUACAGAUCUUUUUCUUUAUCUAUUUUGCUUGUACGGAAGUUUCUCUGCUUGCUGCCAUGUCGUAUGAUCGCUACGUUGCUAUCUGUGACCCACUUCAUUAUUCGACAAUUAUGAACAAACAAAUGUGUCGUCAGCUGAUGGCAGGCACGUUUAUUAUGGGCUUCUUGGAUGCUAUGGUCAAUACAGCACCUUUAAUGAACUUGACCUUCUGCGGACACAACAGAAUCAACCACUACACCUGUGACCUUCCUGCAAUUUUGAAUUUGUCUUGCAGUGAAACGUUCAUCAAUUAUAUAGUAAUCAUUGUCUCUGGAUUUUUCUUUGGUGUUAUUCCUUGCCUCUUAACUCUUCUGUCUUAUGUAAGAAUAAUUUCAACUAUCCUGAAAAUUCACUCUACUAAAGGCAGGAGCAAAGCCUUCUCCACCUGUAGUUCUCACCUUAUUGUGGUUUGUCUGUUUUAUUUUUCAACUUUUUUCCGACAUAUGAAGCUAAGUUCUCUCUCUCCUUCAGAUCUGGAUAGAGUGAUCUCUAUCCAGUAUCUUAUUUUAACUCCUCUCUUAAACCCUAUUAUAUACUGUCUCAAAAACAAUGAAAUUAAAGCCAUUAUUUGGAGAAGGUUGGGAAAGCAUGGAUAA
Molecule: messenger RNA, 924 nt
Organism: Anolis sagrei ordinatus
Lineage: Eukaryota; Metazoa; Chordata; Lepidosauria; Squamata; Anolidae
Product: olfactory receptor 5V1-like
Biological process (GO): G protein-coupled receptor signaling pathway
Cellular component (GO): membrane
Molecular function (GO): olfactory receptor activity; odorant binding; G protein-coupled receptor activity
Source: RefSeq, a predicted model, not a curated record